CUGAAACCUGUAAAACACUAUCCAAUAUGCAUAUUAUAAUCAAAUUAAUAGUUUCCAACAAAAAUAUAAAAUUCUAUUGUUAAUUUAUUACAAGGUAUUCAUCUCUCAGGCAUUCUCAAUGGGAAAAAACUAAUGUCAUUGCUUGUAACGUCAAUUUCUCAUACAAUCAUCGGUCAAUUUCCAAAAUUUUGGUGGCAGGUUACGUGGAACGAAUUUCUCUGCCUCGAAAAUCAUUCGUUUUCCACGAGGUUUAUUUUAUACCUGCAAUAUGACGCCACAAAUUUGACAUUUGUGUUGGUCGGAAGAUUCCUGGCCGGAAACUCCGCUGUCUAUACACAGGCCUAAAACAUGUAAUAUUCGCCGUUCAGCACCAAAGUUGCACAAGAUUCAUAAGAAAUACAUUAAAUCAAUACACUUACAUGUAAAAAUGAUAGCCUUUCAGACAACAGUUAAGAGACACAACGAUUUUCCUCUCCACCGUGUAAAUCACAACAUCUAUGCAGCCAUAUUUCGAAGGGAAUGCGCACGCAACAUAUUUGUAAACGCGUCUCCGAUUGGUCACUUCUGGGGGCUCGCCUCUGGUGCCCGGCUUCCAACAGUGAAGUACCUGAAAGUCAGAAACCAAAACAGCGCCGUAUGUCAAAUGUGUAAUCUUCAUUCGCAUGUUUUCGUACACAGUUCUUUAAUAAAGGAAAAAGAUGGCAUUAAAUAGUGAGCAAUUAGCGGCAGUUGAUUGUAUUUCAAGUGGACACAAUCUUUUAUUAUUGGGAGCCGCAGGAACGGGUAAAACAUUUCUAAUAAAACACAUUUGUAAAACAUUAAAGUCUCAAAACAAAGUGGUCGCAGUUACGGCCACCACUGGAAUCGCAUGCUGUCUGUAUGACUCAGCACAAACAAUACACAGGUGGUCGGGCAUUGGGGACGGAAGGUUUCAUUGUAAAGAAAUAAGACAAGUUAUCAAGAACAAUGUCAAAUUUGCAGACGUGAGAAAAAAAAUAAAAAACACAGAUGUUCUUAUUAUAGAUGAGUGUUCGAUGUUGAGUAAGAACUUUUUUGAAUGCCUUAAUGAAGUUUGUAAACUGAAGGACGAGAAUCAACAUUUUGGUGGCAUCCAGCUACUGCUGUCUGGUGAUUUUAGACAGUUGCCACCAGUACCAAAUCCAUUAUAUGGUGAGCAGGGGGAAUUUUGCUUUGAAAGCAAUUUGUUUUCGAAAGUGCUGCCACAUAGAAUAACCCUCACAACAGUAUUAAGGCAAUCUGACACUGAACUUAUACAUGCUAUACAUGAAGUUUCAAUCGGAAAUGUAUCAGCGGAAACUGCAUUGUUUAUUGAAAGUUUACAGAGACCUUUAGAAAAAGAUGACAAUUGCAUUAAACUGUUUUCAAGAAAUGAGCAAGUUGAUGAUUACAAUAGGCAGUGUAUAGUGGAUUUUCCCGGUGAGUUAUAUGAAUAAAAAUCAACUGAUGAAGGGGAUCGCAAAUUCUUAAACAAAAUACUUGCACCGCAAACUCUUUGGCUUAAGAAAGGGGCACCUGUCAUGUUGCUACGUAAUCUUUCUGACAAGUUAGUGAAUGGUCUACGGGGAACAGUCGUUGAUAUCACUGAAAGUGGUCCAGUUGUGGAAUUCCCAUC
Molecule: messenger RNA, 1633 nt
Organism: Ruditapes philippinarum (Manila clam)
Lineage: Eukaryota; Metazoa; Mollusca; Bivalvia; Venerida; Veneridae
Exons: 1
Coding region: 699-1454 (251 amino acids)
Biological process (GO): DNA repair; telomere maintenance
Molecular function (GO): ATP hydrolysis activity; DNA helicase activity
Source: RefSeq, a predicted model, not a curated record